Emiliania huxleyi CCMP1516 is the source of this 2127-nucleotide messenger RNA. RefSeq lists its product as hypothetical. The transcript is spliced from 7 exons. The record is from RefSeq and is a predicted model, not a curated record. The coding region runs from base 1 to 2127 and encodes 708 amino acids. Lineage: Eukaryota; Haptophyta; Isochrysidales; Noelaerhabdaceae.
AUGUGGCAGCCAGGGCCUGCACCACCCCCGCCUGCCGUUGUGCUCCCCGAAGCGCAGGGCGUGCUUGCCGGCGCCGCCGGCUUCGUGUCCCGCGACAUGAGCGACCCGCCCUGCAUCAGCAUUGUGCCGGCGGUCGUCGGGGACGUCGCACGGGCGCCUGCCAGGGCUGCACAGCUCUGGCUGUGCAGCUCCCUGAUGGCCGGCGGCAAAUGCCCGCAUUUCUGCACAAGCGUCCGCCAAAACAACAUCAUCGAGCCCUUCGCCCUCUUCGUCACUAGCUGCUACAACAAAACCGACCUGUACCAGUCCGCCGUCGACGGGAUGGCGGGGCACGUUGAGAGCACGAUGCACCAGUUCGUCGACCACGUUGAGAACUCCAACUACAUGCCCGCGUUUCGUGCGGUGGCCCGGCAGAUUGGGAAGGCCGGCGGCAGCGUCGUGGCCGCCCUGGCGAUGGAGCCCCUCCAGAAGCUCCUCACGGGCGCCGUCUACACCUUCAACGCGUCGAAGACCUACGAGGCCGCCUACGUGCGCAAGUCCUACAACCUCACCAAAAACAGCAACAAGGCGUACGAGGUGGUCUUUAAGAACAGCGCGGGCGCGGAGGUCUCCCGCCUUCUUGUCUGCGUGCCGUAUGAGUUCGGCUGCUUGAUCUCCAACAACGCCUGCCUUGCGGCUUACAACCGCGAAGGCGUCUCCGAGAUUUUCGCAAGCUACCUCUGGGCGGAGGCCAGAACCGGAAGUAGCAUGGUCAGUUUUGAAAAUGCACCGCUCUACCUGCACCUCGCGCGCACGCGGAACACCCGAGACGCGGCGAUCGUGCGCGUACAUCUCUACGAGUGGUUCCGGCUCGGGCCCGCCGAGGUGAUCAAGGCACCUCGCGAGCACCUGUGCAGAACGUACAGCUCCUUCAACGAGGCGGCUGCCUUGGUCAGCCGCGAGCUGUACGGCGAGCUCCUCGUCUUUUGGGAGGCGUGGGAGAUCUACGUCCGCUUGGGUCCCGUCCAGCGCGAGCACCUCGGCACGCUCGAGUGCCGCGUCUUCGUCCACUCCCGCAAGGCGCUCUACACCCGGGCGUCGCCACGGCUCGCGGCGCACGCUGUCGUGCCUCUCCCAGAGGAGGACGGCACGGGCGAGUGGGUCCAGAUCGGGCUGCUGCGGCCGUUUGUGCCUCCCGGGAUCGUCAUCUCGCGCGCUGAGGUCGAGGCCAAGGUCGAGGAACUCAUCUCGGAGGGGCGGCACAACAUGUCGCGCAACAGCGGGGGCGCGCGAGGCCGCAGGCAUAAGGGGGUGCACCGGCCCGAUCAGCAAGCGGAGGGCGGAUGCCCGGACGGGCACGCCGCACCCGCUUCGCGCCUCGGCGGCGAACGUGCGCCUGCGGCGGACGAGCGCGGCGCCUCGUCGGAGCUGGCCGUGCUCGACAGGGAGAUGCCGCGCGACCUCGCCGGGCCGGGCGCGCGGGAGGCGCAGCUCGAGCGGCGGCUGCAGCCGCUCGGGGAGGCCCUCUCGGCCCUCGCUCGAGCGACCCAGCUCGAUGAUCUCGGCGCUUCGUGCCCGCUGCCGCCGACGGAAUGCUCGGGUGUCGGGGCGGCAGCGCCAGCGCCAGCGGCGGCGGAGGAGCCGCAGCCCGUCGUCGGCGCCUCGAUUGCGUGGGCGGCAGCGUCCCGGCUCCGACCACCACGGGCUCACAGACAAAUGCCAGCAGUUUCGCCGGGGUGCAAGUUUGUCUUCCGAUGCGCGCAGUGCAACACCAUGCUCGCGCUCGCGCUGCCUGCUUCCUACGUCGGGAACACGGCUGUCGCGGAUUGCGCCAAGUGCGGAGCAUUGCUCGACGUCAACGUCACGAAAGAUCGGCGCCGUAGCGAUCGCUUCCGGGAGCUGCUUUCCGCGCCGCCUGCCGCGCCGAGGCGACUGGCGCAGGGGCCCACCGGCAUGCGAGCGCCGAGCACGGCCACGACUUGCACGCAUGGAGCGGCGCGGGUGCUCACCGAGGAGAAGCCCCUCCGAGACGACGAGGCGGAGCGACGCGUGGGUGUGCUAACCACGGUGUUUGUAAACCGGCAUGUAUCGAUCGCAUCUGUUCUGGUAGGACGCGACGCUUCGGAUGGUGCUGCGGCAGAGCGCUAA